AUGAUAACGUAUUUUGAACCUUCCAUCUCAUUUGAGGGACUGUGCAAUGAAGUUCGAGACAUGUGCUCCUUUGACAACGAACAGCUUUUCACCAUGAAAUGGAUUGAUGAAGAAGGAGAUCCAUGUACUGUUUCUUCUCAGCUGGAGUUAGAAGAGGCCUUUCGGUUGUAUGAACUAAACAAGGAUUCAGAGCUUCUAAUUCAUGUAUUUCCUUGUGUACCAGAACGGCCUGGCAUGCCUUGUCCAGGAGAAGAUAAAUCCAUUUAUCGCCGAGGCGCCCGCCGGUGGCGAAAGCUCUAUUGUGCAAAUGGUCACACUUUCCAAGCCAAACGAUUUAACAGGAGAGCUCAUUGUGCCAUCUGCACUGACCGAAUAUGGGGCCUGGGUCGCCAAGGAUAUAAAUGCAUCAAUUGCAAACUCCUUGUUCACAAGAAGUGUCACAAACUUGUCAGUAUUGAAUGUGGCCGUCAUACACUACAACCAGAACCAAUAAUGCCUAUGGAUCCAUCAUCAGUGCAUCCAGAUAAUGUAGAAUCAGUGAUUCCGUACAAUCCCUCAAGUCAUGAGAGCUUGGACCAUGUUGGUGAAGAAAAAGAGGCAAUGAGCAUUAGAGAAAGUGGCAAAGCUUCCUCCAGUCUGGGUCUUCAAGAUUUCGAUUUGCUCCGAGUUAUAGGAAGAGGCAGUUAUGCUAAAGUACUGCUUGUUCGAUUGAAGAAGACUGAACGCAUUUAUGCAAUGAAAGUGGUGAAGAAAGAGCUCGUCAAUGAUGAUGAGGAUAUUGAUUGGGUUCAGACAGAGAAACACGUCUUUGAACAGGCUUCAAAUCAUCCUUUUCUUGUCGGACUACACUCUUGCUUCCAGACAGAAAGCAGGUUAUUCUUUGUUAUAGAGUACGUAAAUGGAGGAGAUCUAAUGUUUCAUAUGCAGAGACAGAGAAAGCUGCCAGAGGAGCAUGCCAGGUUUUAUUCUGCUGAAAUCAGUCUAGCAUUGAACUAUUUACAUGAACGAGGGAUAAUCUACAGAGAUUUAAAACUGGAUAAUGUGCUACUAGAUUCUGAAGGGCAUAUUAAACUCACAGAUUAUGGCAUGUGCAAGGAGGGUCUGAGGCCUGGUGACACAACCAGCACGUUCUGUGGGACUCCAAACUAUAUUGCACCUGAAAUUCUCCGGGGAGAGGAUUAUGGCUUCAGUGUAGAUUGGUGGGCACUUGGUGUACUUAUGUUUGAAAUGAUGGCGGGCCGGUCACCGUUUGAUAUUGUUGGGAGUUCUGACAAUCCUGAUCAGAACACAGAAGAUUAUCUUUUCCAAGUAAUUUUGGAAAAACAGAUACGAAUUCCCCGAUCCCUUUCUGUUAAAGCAGCAGGUGUUCUAAAGAGUUUCCUCAAUAAGGAUCCAAAGGAACGUUUAGGCUGCCAUCCUCAAACAGGAUUUGCAGAUAUCCAGGGACAUCCCUUCUUUCGCAAUGUUGAUUGGGAUCUGAUGGAGCAAAAGCAAGUGGUGCCUCCGUUUAAACCAAAUAUAUCUGGAGAAUUUGGUCUGGAUAACUUUGAUUCGCAAUUCACCAAUGAACCUGUGCAGCUCACUCCAGAUGAUGAGUAA
Molecule: messenger RNA, 1599 nt
Organism: Charadrius vociferus (killdeer)
Lineage: Eukaryota; Metazoa; Chordata; Aves; Charadriiformes; Charadriidae
Gene: PRKCI
Product: protein kinase C, iota
Exons: 16
Coding region: 1-1599 (532 amino acids)
Biological process (GO): establishment or maintenance of cell polarity; protein phosphorylation
Molecular function (GO): ATP binding; protein serine/threonine kinase activity; protein binding
Source: RefSeq, a predicted model, not a curated record